Molecule: messenger RNA, 1389 nt
Organism: Hydra vulgaris (swiftwater hydra)
Lineage: Eukaryota; Metazoa; Cnidaria; Hydrozoa; Anthoathecata; Hydridae
Product: zinc finger MYM-type protein 1-like
Source: RefSeq, a predicted model, not a curated record
AUGGACCGUGGUAAGAGACAGCGCUUGUCUGGGUCACAAUACAAGAAAAUUAGGCUUCAACGUGAAGCAAAUUCUGCCAAGCAGAAGAAUGCUUUGUUGCACUUUUUGGGCAGGUCAUCAAGCGAAAAAGCACUGGCACCUAUAGUAGCUUCAACUUCAAACCAAAAUGAAGUUGAAAUUGAAAUCGAAAGCGGUGGAGAAAUAGAAUAUGCGGAUAGUGUUAGUGUUAAUGAAUAUAGAAAUUCUGGAAAUGAUGAUACUGCUAAAGAACCAGAAAAUGUUGAUGAAGUGGAAUUUAUCUCCAAUUUAAGUGAAGUUGUUGUACAGAACGUCGAUGAUAUAGGACAAAAUGAAAACAAUGAAGAUCAAAGUGGUGAAGACCCCAAAACCAAUAAAGAUUUGCCUCUUAAUUUUAAUGAUCCGGCAAAAUGGCCUAUAAUAGAUGGUAAAUUUAAAGCAUUGCUGAUGAAGUAUGGUCCAAUUCAAAAAUUGCCGUCUUUAUUUCCCGAAGAUGAACAAGAAAAUUUUCAAGCUUUCAUUUUUAUCGCCGAAUGUCUAAUGGCGAUAAAAUUAAACGCACUUGGUUGGUGUACUCCAUUACGAAAGACACUUGGCCACACUACUGCAUAUCUAAAUUGGAGAGAUCUGGAGGUGAGACUUAAAUCAGGGGCUACGAUUGAUCACAUUAAUCAGAAAAUAAUUCAAUCUGAAACUCAACAUUGGCGACAAGUUCUUGCAAGAAUAAUAACGUUAAUUAGAACUCUUGCUGGACAAAAUCUAGCAUUAAGAGGAACAUGUGAAAAGCUUUUCGAACCGAAUAACGGAAAUUUUCUUAAAUUUAUUGAAUUCUUAGGAAAUUAUGAUCCUAUUAUGAGUAAACAUAUUCAACGAAUAACAACAAGUGAAAUUCACACCACCUAUCUCGGAAAAACUAUUCAAAAUGAAAUUGUUGAAUUGCUUGCUAAUAAAAUCAAAAAUGACAUCUUAGCAAAACUAGAGCGAGCAAAGUACUACUCACUUAUUUUAGACUGUACCCCCGAUAUAAGCCACAUGGAGCAGAUGACAGUUGUUUUUAGGUUUGUCAGUGCAACUGAAUCAUCUUCGGAAAAACCAGCUGAAGUAGUAGUUUCUGAACACUUCGUAACUUUUCUUGAAUUACAAGACACAACGGGAGCAAAUAUGACAAAAGUUGUUAUCGAUAAGUUGCAGGAAUUAGGCGUAAAUCUUGAUGACAUGAGGGGACAAGGGUACGAUAAUGGAGCCAACAUGCGCGGAAAAUAUAACGGUGUGCAAGCCAGAAUUCGUCAACUAAAUCCUCGAGCUUUUUUCGUUCCUUGUAGUGCCCACUCCCUCAACUUGCAUCAACUCACCGUUGGAGUAUAUUAUUAA